AUGAUAGACACUACACAAACCCUCCAGUUCCGCCUCGCAAACCAGGAUGACGCCUCGCGUAUCCAACAACUAGUACAAUCUUCAUUCCGUACCCAUGACAGUCGACCGGAAUGGACAGGCCUUCUGGAGCUUGCAUCAAGCUUCAGCAUCUCUGUCGAUGAGAUUUCAGCCAACAUCGGCAAGCCAGAUAAUGUCUUCCUCAUGGCGCUCACUUCCCUUGGAGCCGACGGCGACCUCGUGGCCUCGAUCCAGGUCACCAAGCGCGGUGCGGACAUCGGACGUCUGUCCAGGCUCGCUGUCAACGAUCGAUACCAACGUGGUGGUGUUGGUCGGCAGGUCCUCCUCUACGCUGAGGAUUAUUGUCAGCGAACCUGGGGCAUUAGAAAGUUCUCUCUCAACACACUUUCUACACGCCCUGCUCUUAUCGCAUGGUACAUGCGCCGAGGGUAUCAGAAGACAGGCGAGACAUCACCAUUUCCGAUAGAGAGUUUCGCCGCCACACAGCUGCCAGCCGAUUUAUGUUUUAUCGAGUUUGAGAAGAGUCUUGGCUGA
Penicillium chermesinum is the source of this 552-nucleotide messenger RNA. Its product is annotated as GNAT family N-acetyltransferase. Gene Ontology annotation, molecular function: N-acetyltransferase activity. Bases 1 to 552 code for a protein of 183 amino acids. The record is from RefSeq and is a predicted model, not a curated record. Lineage: Eukaryota; Fungi; Ascomycota; Eurotiomycetes; Eurotiales; Aspergillaceae. The transcript has a single exon.